AUACAAUUACACGGACGAGGGGCGCAUGCUUUACACGUCAUCACCGAAGACCUUCUCUCCUCGUGUCAUAACAUGGUCGACAUUGACCGCCUACUGGAAAUGUCUGCCACCAAUUGAGUAUUUCUAUUUUUAUUCGCUUCUCUUCGCCGUAAUAAUGCCUCGGUACGAACUGGCCCUUAUUCUUAAAGCCAUGCAGCGGCCGGAGACUGCAGCUACUCUGCGGCGGACUGUGGAGGCGCUGAUGGAGCGGGGCGCUGUGGUGAGAGACAUGGAGAAUAUUGGAGAGAGACUUCUUCCAUUUGUGAUAACCAAACACAACCAGAGACACCGCAGAGGAUCAUACUUUUUGAUUGACUUCUACGCCGCUCCCAGCAUCCUCACAGGCUUGCUCGACCACUUGCACCGGGACGUGGAUGUGGUGAGGCCUACCGUGCUGAAGAACGACAAGGAGACUUCUAAACAAACAUGUUGUGGACCUCAACUGUGAUUAAACAUAAGUAGACGUUUCUGAAACCUGCAGGACAUAUGUCUGGGUGACUCAUCUCCGGGGAGUGUGCUGUGUGCUGUCUCUUUUCCAUGGGUUUUGGAGUGCAUUUAGCUGUUGUAUUGUAAUAAUAAAAAAGAAAAAAAAUCUA
Entelurus aequoreus (snake pipefish) is the source of this 635-nucleotide messenger RNA. RefSeq names its product mitochondrial ribosomal protein S6 (gene mrps6). Gene Ontology annotation, molecular function: structural constituent of ribosome; small ribosomal subunit rRNA binding. The record is from RefSeq and is a predicted model, not a curated record. Lineage: Eukaryota; Metazoa; Chordata; Actinopteri; Syngnathiformes; Syngnathidae. The coding region runs from base 26 to 487 and encodes 153 amino acids. The transcript has 2 exons. Gene Ontology annotation, biological process: translation. Gene Ontology annotation, cellular component: mitochondrial small ribosomal subunit; ribosome.